UUAUUGUUUAACCAGGAACACACACACACACAGACUCUUACACACACACACACACACACACACUGCCGUACUGAUCAGUCCAGGAAGUGUGACGGUGUUUUCCUGCAGGUGAACUAAAGCAGCUUCCUGUCAUGGAUCUCGGUCGCCAUGGAGACGACCACUCCGUCGAGGGCGAGCGGAGCGUUCUUGCGCUGAACGUGUUGUUGCUCGGAGACAAGCAGAGUGGGAGGAGCUCCGUGGGGAACGCUCUGAUUGGUGUCGACGGAUUCCAAACAGGCAUCUGCGUUUCCGGCGUUGCCGUCACGACAGAAUCCCGGCUGCUCAGCAGAAACUUUCAGAGUUUUUUCAGGAGAAAAGGGGUGGAGUCAGACCUCACGCUGAGAGUGGUCGACACGCCUCCUCGGUUGCCCCGCCCACAAAGUGUGCUUGAGCUGUGUCCCGACGGCGUGCACGUGCUCGUGAUUGUCGUGAGGGCCGACCUGCUGCAGGACGACACACACCUUGAGGAGCACGUGGAGACUCUCUUUGGUCCAGACUGGCGUCGCCACGCCUUACUGGUCUUCACGCACGCCAACCACCUGAAGGGGGCGGAGCUUCAGCCGUCAGAGUACCUAACGCAGUCCAGCAGUUGGUUGAGAGCUCUGGCUGACGAGGCAGGAGGCGGAGUCUCGUUCCUGGACAACAGCUGCGAUUGGGCUUCGAUCCGAGGACGACCGCUCAGGGAUCGGCUGCUCCGCCUCUCAGCAGGGAAUCACCACGAAGCCCUGAGGGUUCGGACGGAGGUCUGAUCCUCAUCCUGACGGAGGUCUGAUCCUGACGGAGGUCUGAUCCUCAGUACCCAAAACUAACGAUAACUGUUAUUUUUGAGGGUUCUAAAUGAAACCUUUGGAAUGUUCUCCUCUGGUUGGGUUCUUCUAAGAACCCUCACUAAGGUGUUAAGUGUUCUACCAAGAACCUCAUGAAGUUAGUAACUUUAUUUAGAAUAAAGUCUCAGAUAUGACUUAUUUAAAUAAUGUAUGAGUUUUAUUUUGGUAGUACACAUUGUAUUGUAUUGUAACUUUAAACUCUUAUACAAACAACUCAAGUCAACAGCUGAUUGUGUUUUUCGUUUUUAAAUCAAUAAACAACACUGAUGUAACUUCAA
Messenger RNA from Gasterosteus aculeatus aculeatus (three-spined stickleback), 1144 nucleotides. RefSeq names its product GTPase IMAP family member GIMD1. The record is from RefSeq and is a predicted model, not a curated record. Gene Ontology annotation, molecular function: GTP binding. Lineage: Eukaryota; Metazoa; Chordata; Actinopteri; Perciformes; Gasterosteidae.